Messenger RNA from Erigeron canadensis, 765 nucleotides. RefSeq names its product probable E3 ubiquitin-protein ligase ARI9. The coding region runs from base 1 to 765 and encodes 254 amino acids. Gene Ontology annotation, molecular function: ubiquitin conjugating enzyme binding; zinc ion binding; ubiquitin protein ligase activity. The transcript is spliced from 3 exons. Lineage: Eukaryota; Viridiplantae; Streptophyta; Magnoliopsida; Asterales; Asteraceae. Gene Ontology annotation, cellular component: ubiquitin ligase complex; cytoplasm. The record is from RefSeq and is a predicted model, not a curated record. Gene Ontology annotation, biological process: positive regulation of proteasomal ubiquitin-dependent protein catabolic process; protein polyubiquitination; ubiquitin-dependent protein catabolic process.
AUGGUGGAAACUCGCCGGAGUGCAUCUUCAUCCAAACGCAAGCUUUCUUCUCUCCCAAUUCCCAAUGGCAAAAGAUCCAAGGCGGCGGAAGCGUCGUCGUCGUCAUCGACUACCAGUAGAAAGAACAAAAAGCCAGUAUUUUACUGUGGCAUUUGCAUGGACUCAAAAAAUGAGUCAGGCAUGUUUCGAAACACCAACGUUUGCAGUCACAUGUAUUGCAAAGACUGCAUUUGUGAACAUGUUACAGUCACAAUAAACCAAAGAAACAUAUCAAAUGUAAAGUGCCCCGACCCGAAUUGCAAAGGUUUAAUAGGACUUGAAGCCUGUCAAAACAUGCUUCCAAAACAAGUUUUGGAAAAAUGGGAGGCUGCGUUAUGCGAGUCUUUGAUCACGCAGUCUGAGAAAUUUAUUUACUGCCCAUUUAAAGACUGUUCUGCCAUGUUGGUGGAUGAUGGUGGUGUCGUAGUGACUACCUCGGAAUGUCCCUAUUGCAAUAGACUCUUUUGUGCACGAUGUAGAGUGGCGUGGCAUUCGGGGAUGGAUUGUAGCGAGUUUAAGAGUUUGGAAAAUGGAGAGAGAGAUCCACAGGAUGUUAUGUUGAUGAAUCUUGCAAAAAACAAGAAAUGGAUGAGGUGCCCAAGUUGCAAAUUUUAUGUUGAAAGAAUUUCUGGAUGUUUGCAUAUUUCUUGCAGGUGCGGGCAUCAUUUUUGUUAUCAGUGUGGAAAGCAGAAUGAUGGAAGAAGUCAUACUUGUCCCCAUUAUUAA